AUGGUGGAGGGAUUCGGUACUAUGAAAAGAUUUGAUAGAGAUACUAUCAAUUAUAAAAAAAAUAUCAAUUUUGAAAUUGAUAUUCCACCACCUCCACCAAUUCUACAUCAAGGACCACCACCACCACCACCUACAACACUUGACAAUCCAUCACCUCAACAAGAUCAAUUAACUGGUGCAAAAAAAAAGAGUGGAUAUUUUGGUGGAUUAUUAAUUGAACAACAUGUUGGUAUACAUUUAACUAUUUCAUUAGGAUUAAUUUGA
Rotaria sp. Silwood2 is the source of this 264-nucleotide messenger RNA. The record is from the annotation of a GenBank genome assembly. NCBI's taxonomy places the organism in Eukaryota, Metazoa, Rotifera, Eurotatoria, Philodinida, Philodinidae.